Sinocyclocheilus anshuiensis is the source of this 1355-nucleotide messenger RNA. RefSeq lists its product as uncharacterized. The record is from RefSeq and is a predicted model, not a curated record. NCBI's taxonomy places the organism in Eukaryota, Metazoa, Chordata, Actinopteri, Cypriniformes, Cyprinidae. Bases 1 to 1167 code for a protein of 388 amino acids. The transcript has 3 exons.
AUGGAACAAGGCAAGGUUGACUACGCUGAUCUCUCCAACAAGCUACAAUAUGCAGAACAGCUCCUGGAAAGGGCAAAGGCCGACUUCAGAGACAAGAACGAAACAUUGGCAAAUUGUGUGCCAGGUAGCCAGGAUGUCCAAGCUUAUCUGCAAGACGUCGAAUUCCAUCUGGAAAUGAGACCCAAUGUCACUGACAAAAAUAGACUCUAUUUGCUCCGAACGACAUCCAGCCCUGAAGCGCCCAGUUUCCUGGACCGGCAGCCUGCACACACAAAGACUGAUUACCACCUGCUCCGAGAAGCCAUCAUCCAAGAAUUCGCUGACCCUGAGUCAGAACAAGGACUAGUGGCUGCCCUGGAGACGAAACAAGGUCGUCAUGAAUCUCCCCAAGCCUACUACAGCCGACUCAGACGAGCAUACUUUGGAACUCACAACGAACCGAAUAUGGAAGACGAUCUGAACUUCAAAACUCUCUUCCUGAGAAACCUCCAUCCUGGAGUAAGCCACCAUCUUGGUGUUCUCGCAUGUCCGCGAACAAUGAAUGCUCAACAGUUGCGAGACUUGGCGCAUAAAGCCUACGGCAAACAAAAGAUGGCCUCGGAAAAGGGCUCCAAACCCACGGCAGUUCUUGACUUCAACACUCAAACUCAGGAGCUGGCUCUAGAGGGCGCCCAACAUCAAGACCAUGCCAAGCCGCCACACAAAGAGCGGAACACACCCUCGUCCAACAGAGAACGAGACUCCCAUGCUGGUACCCGACCUAAACAGAGGAACAACCGCUGGGAUGGACCGCAUGGACGACAACACUCACCUGGACAUCACUGGGAUAAAUCAUGGGACCAAUCAAGACCUCAUGAGAAUCAAUGGGAGAGAUUGUGGAAUCAACCAAGCUCAUUUGGAAACUCAAGAGGAAAAAACUCAUGGGAAUCCAACGGAACCUCCAAGGGAAAACGACAAACACACCCGGGAGCAACCAAUCCAAGGAAUCAACGAAGGAACUCGCAAAGAUUCCAAGCUGACCGAGCUCAAACUGAAUCCACACAAGAACAAAAGACAUCACCGUGUUUCGACUCACAAGAGCUGAUGAAAAUGAUGAUGAAAGAGUUCUUCCACCGAAAGGAGGAGGAUCGGAAGUGGGAAAAGAAAGAGAAACCAGAGUCAGCCUGACUAGCAGCCGGAAGAGAAGGCAGCAACCAGCUGACCCAACCAGCCACAGAGAGCAGCACUCCUUCACCUCACUCUCAGAGAACUGUAACCUCCAUAACUUCAGACGGACAAGAAAUCCCACCUGAACAACCUGCAAAACAGUCAGAAACUGACCCAACACCUGAUGCGUCAGAUCACAGCAGCGUCCA